CCUGGGAAGCAGCUCGGUUAAGAAACUGCGGAAGUGCAUACUUCUUUUUUUUUUUGGACUGAUUGGUUUUAUUUACCACCCGCUCCAACUAACCAAACUUUACCUUUUUUUGUCUUCGCUUUAGUUUCAUCACACCACCUUCUAUGCAGCCCUGAUUGAAACUGUGGUGCAACCAGGCCUUCCGACAAGUGCACAGGUGGUUGUCGGCUGUGCACUCGAGACUUUAUAUGGCUGAAUAAUCCACAGUAGGGGUGGGGGGUCUACUUUGGUGGGUUUUUGGGGUUGUUUUUUUUUUCGUCUGAGGAGGGUUUACCAAAUCCCAUUCAGGAACCAAGCAGCUUUAGGAGGAGCUGGUGGAGGAUGGCAGUGGCUCUGGAUGAAGUGUGGGGGCGGGUGAAGAAUGUCUGCAAGCAGAAUGGUCUGCUCAUCCUGUCUGUGCUUGCUGUGGUAAUUGGCUGCCUGCUUGGCUUCUUCCUCAGAGGCAAGCAGCUCUCCGAACAGGAGGUGAAGUACUUUCAGUUUCCUGGAGAGCUGCUUAUGAGGAUGUUGAAAAUGCUUAUAUUGCCACUUGUCGUUUCCAGUUUGAUGUCGGGUCUGGCUGCUCUGGAUGCCAAAUGCUCCAGUCGCCUGGGCAUCAUGACCAUCUCCUACUACCUCUGGACCACCUUCGUGGCUGUGGUUGUGGGCAUCGUCAUGGUGUACAUCAUCCACCCCGGUGGAGCUGCUCAGAAGGAGGACUCGGACGAGAGCAAGAAGCCAAUGACCAGCUCCGCUGACGCUCUGCUGGAUCUCAUUCGCAACAUGUUUCCAGCAAACCUGGUUCAAGCUACUUUUCAGCAGUAUCGAACACAGAGAGAUGCUGAAUUGAUCCCCAAACCAACAGUAGCUCAGCUCCUGGAUGAGACCACCACUCGACGAGUGUACAUCUACGGUAUCCAGGAUGACAACGGAACCGACGUCCAGAACUUUUCCCUGGAUCUCACUCCGCCCCCGGACGUCAUUAUGAAAACAUCGGCCGGUACAAGCGAGGGCAUGAACGUGCUGGGGAUCGUUAUUUUCUCCGCCACCAUGGGGAUCAUGUUGGGGAGAAUGGGGCCCAAUGGAAGUGCACUGGUCAACUUCUGCCAGAGUUUGAAUGAAGCGGUCCUGAAGAUUGUUGCCAUUGUCAUUUGGUACUUCCCUUUUGGGAUUGUCUUCCUGGUUGCUGGGAAGAUCUUGGAGAUGGAUGAUCCAUCAGCAAUGGGGAAGAAGCUGGGCUUUUAUGCCAUCACAGUGGUAAUGGGCUUGAUACUGCACGGUCUUUUCAUCCUCCCUGCCAUGUACUUCUUUAUCACCAAGAAGAGCCCCAUUGUUUACAUCAGAGGAAUUCUGCAGGCCCUACUUAUUUCCUUGGCUACCUCUUCCAGCUCUGCCACGCUGCCUAUCACCUUCAAGUGCCUCCUGGAAAACAACCACAUUGACAGACGCAUCAUCCGCUUUGUGUUGCCUGUGGGGGCCACCAUCAAUAUGGACGGCACCGCCCUCUACGAAGCCGUGGCGGCCAUCUUUAUUGCCCAGGUCAAUAACUACGAGCUCGACUUCGGGCAAAUCAUCACAAUUAGCAUCACUGCCACUGCAGCCAGUAUCGGUGCAGCCGGAAUCCCGCAAGCCGGACUCGUUACCAUGGUGAUCGUGUUGACCUCUGUGGGCCUGCCGACCGACGAUAUCACUCUCAUAAUUGCUGUUGACUGGGCUUUGGAUCGAUUCAGGACCAUGGUCAACGUGAUGGGUGAUGCCCUGGCCACAGGUAUCAUGGCGCACAUCUGCAGAAAAGAUUUUAUUAAAGAGGGCGAACAGGUACCUCUGAUCUGUGAGACAAAGCCCAUGAUCAGCAUCCAGCAGAUGAUGACCUACCAGAACCAGAAGAAUGGCUGCUACCAGCCGCCCCCACCGGGCAGCAAGCAUGACCACCUCUCCCCGGACGUGGCCCGUCUGAUCCAACUCGAGGAGGGCAUCCGACCGAUAGAGAAGAAGAAACAUGCUCUCUCCUCCCACCAGAAGAGAGGUCACAGGGACAAGGACCACUGUUCCAUCGAUAUGAACGGCCUGGAGACGAACGUAUAGCCCAGUCAGCUGCUGGACCGGCAGGAGAGGACCAGCCUGUUCUUUUAAUGAAGUGGCCAAGGUCGCACACCUUCCAGCUCUCAGAACAGAGAGGGGUGCAGAGUGGAUGAUUUUUUUUUUUUUUUACAGUAUCUUAAAAUGGCCCACAUUUGAUCGUGUGUUUGUGAGUUGUACAUAUCUAACAUGGAUCUUUUGGUACCAGAUGCGAGGUGCAUCUUGUGCUUGUGCAUGUCAAGGUCUCACUGACAUUUUCCCGGCAGUGAGUCAGCCCACAAGGAGCACAACAUAAAAGCUUUUAUCAGAUAUUUUUCUUUUCCAUCCUUCUGGGGACAGAGAAAAACAAACUGGAACGUCCACUAGCGUCAGUUGUAUAUUCUGUGUCACCUGUUCAGCUAUAAAAUAGUAUACUGUUAAAUCGACGUUUUCUAUUUUACGUGUGCAGAAUUGAAUUAUCCAUGGACUCUAAACACAACUAUAUGACACGUUCUCCCAACCUGCAGUGAUCUUUACAUGGAUCUUCUAUUCUGUGUAUAUUCUGAAAUUGCUAGUCAUCGGUGAAAUGAACAUUCCAAUUGUUACAUUGUUGCGGUAUAAUGAUGAUAAAAUGGAUCUUGGGUAACGUUUGGUCUUUUCGUGACUAAAGUGGCUCUGAUAUGAACUCUUAUUGCGUCCUGUAAAAUGAUUUGCAGUGGAAGUCUUUACUGAUGUGCUUUUUUCAAAAUAUGCAGGCAAUUUCGGCUACACAGAACUUUGGAAAUCCAAUAACAUUUGUUCCCUUUCGGGUCCUCCUCCAUCACGUGCGUGAAUUAGCAUGGGAAGCGUCUUGAACGCCUUCUCUUUUGCUUCUAACACACACCAGCUGCAAAGCAAGAAGCUAGGCUACAGUUAUGGGGGCAAAUUAAGUUAAUUAUGUAUUGAUAUCUACAAAUCGUGUUGUGUCCAAUUAUCAUGAAUGUCUGAGUGCAAGGUUUUAAUUUUUCAUUACCUUAACAUUAGUUACCACAUGAUUUGUAUGGCGUGGCAGUGAUUGAACACUGCAAGAAAUACGCAAGUUCUGAGUGCAGCACAACUUUAAAUUUUGACUCCCUUGUCGGGUUCUUCGUCAGCAGGUUCGGAGAACGUGUCAUAUACAGCACUGUACAAAAGCCAUCAUUAGAGUUGUCGUUGUUUGCGAUCCUAUAAUGACCACACAACUAAACAGCAGGGUGGUUCUGGGGCACCGUGGUGGGUUUACUCCGGGUGCUUCCUCCCACAGUUCAGAAACAUGCGUGUUAUUUUAAUUGGGGUCUCAAACUCACGGCCCAUCAUGUUUUGUAGCCCACACUUCGACAGGAAAGACUAGUGCAAAGUCCUGGCAAGUUCAGUGGUACUUGCGGGGGGGAAGCAAACUCCAACACCGAACUAGCUAAAGAAAUUAACCUGGGGGUCACUAGAAAGAACACUAUCUACAAUCACGAUGCUAACUCAAAAAUGACAGCACAACAUGUAACAGGUAAGUAAACACACAUGGGGCAACUACUAUGGGGAAUAACAACGACAGUGGUGUGAAAAAGUGUUUGCCCCCUUCCUGAUUUUUGCAUGUUUGCCACACUGAAAUGUUUCAGAUCAUCAAACAAAUUGAAAUAUUAGUCAGUGACAACACAACUAAACACAAAAUGCAGUUUUUAAAUGAAACGUUUUAUGAUUAAAGGAGAAAAAACAUCCAAACCUAUGUGUCCCUGUGUGAAAAAGUGAUUGCCCCCUAAAGCUAAUAACUGGUUGGGCCACCCUUAGCAGCAACAACUGCAAUCAAGUGUUUGUGAUAACUUGCAAUGAGUCUCUUACAGCGCUGGGGAGGAAUUUUGGCCCACUCAUCUUUGCAGAAUUGUUGUCAUUCAGCCACAUUGGAGGGUUUUCCAGCAUGAAGCGCCUUUUUAAGCAUCUCAAUAGGAUUCAGGUCAGGACUUUAAUCAGGCCACUCUAAAGUCUUCAUUUUGUUUUUCUUCAGCCAUUCAGAGGUGGACUUGCUGGUGUGUUUUGGAUCAUUGUCCUGCUGCAGAACCCAAGUUGGUUUCAGCUUGAGGUCACAAACAGUUGGCCGGGCAUUCUCCUUCAGGAUUUUUUGGUAGACAGCAGAAAACAGCAAGUCUUCCAGGUCCUGAAGCAGCAAAACAGCCCCAGACCAUCACACUACCACCACCAUAUUUUACUGGUGGUAUGAUGUUCUUUUUCUGAAAUGCGCUAAAUGUAAUGGGACACACACCUUCCAAAAGGUUCAACUUUUGGCUCGUCAGACCACAGAGUAUUUUCCCAAAGGUCCUUGGGAUCAUCAAGAUGUUUUGUGGCAAAACUGAGACGAGCCUUUAUGUUCUUUUUGUUCAGCGGUGGUUUUCAUCUUGGAACUCUGCCGUGUAGGCUGUUUUUGCCCAGUGUCUUACUUAUGGUGUAAAGUCAUGAACACUGACCUUAACUGAGGCAAGUGAGGCCUGCAGUUCUUUGGAUGUUGUUGCUCUUGGGUUAAUUUAACAGGGGGCAAUCACUUUUUCACACAGGGCCAUUUGGUUUGGAUUUUUUUUCUCCCUAAAUAAUAAAAAGUUUCAUUUAAAAAUUCAAUUUUGUGUUCAAUUGUGUUGUCAUUGACUAACAUUUAAAUUUCUUUGAUGAUCUGAAACAUUUAAAGGGACAGUUUGGAUUUUUUGACAUGAAGUUGUAUGACAUCCCCAUCAGCAGUGGACUAUAUCAACAGUGACUUACCCCCCCCCCCAGUUUGUCCUGCGAGUCCAUAUCUGGUCGGAUUUACGUGAUGAGGAACGUAGUUCUGCUUAGUUGCCAGGUCAUUUAAGUAAAGAGUUUGGCUUCUCAAAACAAUAUGCGUUCAAGAGAAUAAUACAUUUGCAUCAUAAAAAUGCCUCCUCGAAAAAAUCAGACCUCACAAAUCCCUCGGCGUUACGUUUGUCUCCCGCCGUAUCCACUCUUUUUCUGUCUAGUCACACUGGUUCUAUUUUAUUUAAAAAAUAAACAAUUCAAAACACAUUCAUUGUAUUUGUCAGAUUUAAUACAUGGUUACAUUGUUAAAAUAGCAUUUUAUUUUGGAUUGUGGGAUGGAGGCAUGAAGAGGAGUAACCACACAGAUAUUACAUCAGCAUUUGAAAUUAAUUGAUUUUACAGCGGAACCUUGGUUAGCGUCCAAUCCCCGUUAGCGUGUUUUCCAGUCAACGUUAAAAAAUUUGCGUGCAUUCUGUGGUGUGUAAAAUAUGGCGCGAGUCUUGUUGUUUUCUUAAUACACUAUGUGAGUCAAAUUCUAUUCUUAAUGUAUUUUUUUCCCAAUCAGAUAAGUCUUUUGUUGUUAGCAUCCUUUGAGCUAAUUAGCUAGCUAACAAAAUGGCAACCGGAACCGGAAGUCACUUACGUCACCCGUCUAUGAUGUCAUCUGCAGUUGACGCUCAAAAAUGUUAACACAAAACACAUUUUUACAGUUUUAUAAUUAUAGUUUUACAUGCACAAAACAAACAUAAAUGCAUAUAAACGACGAAUCAAAUGCAUCAAUGAACAUUUAAGGUUAGCUUUUACCUUCAUUGAUUGUAACUGUUCCCAAGACACGCUGUUGCUGCAAGAUCAACCACCAUCAUUGUUCUGUUUUCCCUUGAGAGAAUUCAUAAUACAAUGUGUGAGUCCAAUUGUAUUCUUAAUGUAUUGUUUUCAAUCAGAAAACAAUUUGGUAGUUAGCAUUCUAUUAGCUAGCUAAAAAAAUGGCAACCGGAACCUGAAGUCAUUUACGUCACCCGCCUGUGACGUCAUCUGCAGUGAAGGCUCAAAAAUGUUAACACAAAAUUAAAUUUUUAUAGUUUUAUAGUUUUACAUGCACAAAACACAUCCAAGUGCAUAUAAACGACGAAUGAAAUGCAUCAAUGAACAUUUAAGUUUACUUUUACCUUCAUUGAUAGUAACUUUCCAAGACACGCUGUUGCUGCAAGAUCAACCACCACCAUUUUCACUUUUGCCAUGAGUGAAUUCAACAGUGUUUCUUACCUUCAAAAUGCUGGCAGUUGCAACAUUUUUUGGCUUCGUUUUGGGUUGUUGAAGAGGGAAACACCAUUGAAUUCAAGAAAUAACUCUUGGCAAAAGAAAAUGGUGGUGGUUGAUCUUGCUGGUACAAAAUGGUCUUUGGGACGGUCGACGAGAACCACGUCUUUAAUAAAGGUAAACGUAACCUUAAAUGUUGAUUUAUCCCUUUCAUUCAUCAUGUAUAUGUAUGCAUUUUCAACUUUAUUUCUUACGCAGAGAACGAACAGAGCUCACAUUCAUCUUAUCAAACCCACUGGAAAUCGCGGAAGGUCAUCACUCAACACACCACUUAAAACGUCACACAGCAACGAAGCAGAGAGACGAAAACAGACAAGACACUACCGCUAUUUGUGCAGAACAAUAACAACUAUGUAGCUCAAACAUGUAACUUUAACAGCCAUUUGCACUAAAACAGUUAGCGACGGUUAGAGUAGGACAUAGCAUUGAUGAUGCUACAUAAGGUUCCACUGUAAAUCGAAUGAAACAGGCUCCGAAGCGAUAGAGAGGUUGCCAUGGUGACAUAAUGGUCGCUUUCUGUGUUGCAAGGAAACGUGACCCCGCAGCUCUUUCCAGAGCUCGACUGAAACAUUUGUUUGCCUUUCAUUAGCUGCCUGAGCUUCGAUGUACAGUAAAAAAAAAUAAAUAAAAAUAAUUUACAUGUUGAGUCGUUAUUUACACUUCAAUCACCUGCUGAUUGUUUUCAAUCUAUUUCAUUGUGGGGGUGGAUGAAGGCACACUGUCCCAAGUCUGUCUCGACCUAACGACGGUGUGCAUGUGGCACCAGCACAGGACGGGGCUGGUCUGACCAGAUGGGAAUUCAGUCAUUGGGCCUGGCAGAAGGUGCACAGGAAUGGGCGGCGAAAACAUAAGCCAUGAGGGAGAGCUCUGGAUCGCAACCAAAAAAAUAGAGGGGGAAAAGUAGGGCACAGAGUAAAAAUACCAAAAACAACAGAAGCCUUUCAACCAGGAGGAAAAGCUCUACAGCGCACCAUACGCUUGGUUUUGUAUACAAGGCAGAAACCUAAGAUGAGGCUGCCGUGAGCGUCUAUUCUCAGCUUGCCUAGAGUCUUGCGAUCAUGGCGCCUGCCACCUUGCGUUUGUCUACAUGUCGGCAAUAAUAUGUUGCAGAAAAACAUAUUAUGCACCGUGACUUUCUACAGCCUGUGUAUUAACGUAAGGGGGACAUCUAUAUUCUUGCCCAUCGGACAAUAAAAUACACUGUAGACAUGCCACACGCCGAGGCGCUGCAGUACUCACCUCAUCCUGAAGGGGUGGUGGGCAUCUUUGACGUCUUUCCACAGCGCGGGAAAAGCCAAGUUUUUGAGGGUUUUUUUUGACAGCACUGGCUGGAGAUGAGCAAGUCAAAUGCAUUAAUUUGUUCAUGAAAGAAUGACUGCUCACCAGAAUGGGAUAAUACCUUUACAACAAAGUAUCAGAACUUUUCCUGGAGGAGGAUAGGGUACAUAUACUUC
Messenger RNA from Dunckerocampus dactyliophorus (ringed pipefish), 7619 nucleotides. RefSeq names its product excitatory amino acid transporter 5-like. Bases 361 to 2103 code for a protein of 580 amino acids. Gene Ontology annotation, biological process: L-glutamate transmembrane transport. Gene Ontology annotation, cellular component: plasma membrane. The record is from RefSeq and is a predicted model, not a curated record. Lineage: Eukaryota; Metazoa; Chordata; Actinopteri; Syngnathiformes; Syngnathidae. Gene Ontology annotation, molecular function: L-glutamate transmembrane transporter activity; glutamate:sodium symporter activity; neutral L-amino acid transmembrane transporter activity. The transcript has 11 exons.